Molecule: messenger RNA, 138 nt
Organism: Entrophospora candida
Lineage: Eukaryota; Fungi; Glomeromycota; Glomeromycetes; Entrophosporales; Entrophosporaceae
Source: the annotation of a GenBank genome assembly
AUGGAAGAAACUGAAAUUGGAGAAAAAUCUAAAGGAGAUAUUUUUCAAGUCAAUGUCUCUGAAGUUUCUGAUAUUAUUGUUCAUUGUAAUGUUGUAAUUGUUUUUUUGAAAAAUAUUGGUAAUUUUGAUAGAAUUUAA